AUAAAAAAUAAAAAACGACUAAAUGUAUUAGAAACGACGUUGAAAUAAAUCAGCGGCCACCACAAGAAAACACUUUGGCCACAACAACAAGUAGGGUUUUUCAUUGCCUAGGGUUUCUUCUGCUUCCUCGCUAGCCAGCCACAGACCUCAGCGAAGAUGCCGUCCCACAAGACUUUCAGAAUCAAGAAGAAGCUGGCCAAGAAGAUGCGCCAGAACAGGCCGAUUCCUCACUGGAUCCGGUUGAGGACCGACAAUACCAUUAGGUACAAUGCCAAGCGCAGACACUGGCGCCGCACCAAGCUCGGAUUCUAAGGUGGAUGGCCUUUCAAUUUUAAGUCUAUUUUAGUUCUUAGUUCAUUUGGAGAAGAGAGACUUGGAACUGUUUAUUUAGUUAAUGGGUUAACUCCAGCGGAGUUCUUUAGCAAGAUUUUGGCCUUAUUGUUGUUUGUUUUACAGUUUAUUUGAUGUUUCAAGUUAUGGAUUUGACUUAUAUUUUUCUUAAUAUGUUCUUGUUUUGACACA
Molecule: messenger RNA, 522 nt
Organism: Humulus lupulus (European hop)
Lineage: Eukaryota; Viridiplantae; Streptophyta; Magnoliopsida; Rosales; Cannabaceae
Product: large ribosomal subunit protein eL39
Exons: 3
Coding region: 157-312 (51 amino acids)
Biological process (GO): translation
Cellular component (GO): ribosome; cytosolic large ribosomal subunit
Molecular function (GO): structural constituent of ribosome
Source: RefSeq, a predicted model, not a curated record